Populus euphratica (Euphrates poplar) is the source of this 2180-nucleotide messenger RNA. RefSeq names its product putative pentatricopeptide repeat-containing protein At1g12700, mitochondrial. The transcript has a single exon. The coding region runs from base 197 to 2035 and encodes 612 amino acids. Gene Ontology annotation, molecular function: protein binding. The record is from RefSeq and is a predicted model, not a curated record. NCBI's taxonomy places the organism in Eukaryota, Viridiplantae, Streptophyta, Magnoliopsida, Malpighiales, Salicaceae.
GCCCCGCGCCGAGGCAAGCAAUCCUAAAACGAAAUGGUACAUUGGGUUUUAUGAUGAGCGCAAUUUGGAAAACCCUAAUGCGAGAAGCCCCUCAGCGUGGGUGUUUCAGUCUCUUUGACAACCGCUAAAUUAGCUUUCCUCUCUGGUAAAAAGCUCUCGGGAGCAGGUUUUGUUGGGCUCAGCUUCUGCUUUGCAAAUGAUGAUGCGGAAAACCACCUUUACAGCGUCUGCUUCUCUCUUUGAGCUUCAACAACGACAGAAGGAUAUCGGUGUUUUUCCUAAAUUCUCUUCUUUCUUAUUCUUUUCUCACCAGCAAAUCACUACUUCUACAGCUUCUACCACCAAAAUUAGUCCUUCCUCGAGAAACAAUGGUGGGUUUUGUAAUAAUUAUAGCACUCUUCACAGUGUUGCCGACGCCGUUGCUUCUUUCAAUGAGUUGCUUAGCAUUCGUCCAAUGCCACCCCUUGUGGAAUUUAACCAGUUAUUAGGGUCCCUUGUCAAAAAGAAACAUUACUCAACUGUAAUUUCUCUCUACAAACAAAUGGAUUUGUCAAAUAUCAGACCUGACGUGUAUACUCUUACCAUAUUGAUUAACUGCUUCUGCCACUCCAACCAUGAUCAUUUUCAUUUUGCUUUCUCUGCUUUUGGUAAAAUGUUCAAACUUGGUCUUCCCCCUUCUAAUGUCACUUUCAAUACCCUAUUUAACGGCCUUUUAUCUAAGGCCAAAAUCACUGAUGCAGAAAAAAUGUUUGUUGAGAUGCUAAAGAUGGGGUAUGAACCUGAUGUGAUUACGUAUAGCACGAUAAUUAAUGGUUUAUGCAGAGCCGGCAACACGACCAGGGCUCUUCAUUUGAUCAAGAAGAUGGAAGAAAAAGGUUGUACGCCAGCAGUGGCGACAUAUAAUACCAUCAUAGAUAGCCUUUGCAAGGAUAAACGGGUAAACCAAGCCACUGAAUUCCUAUUUGAAAUGUUUGAUCGGGGCAUUCCACCAAAUGUUGUUACUUACAGCUCGAUUCUGCACGGCUUUUGCAACUUGGGUCGAUUGAAUGAAGCAACAAGUUUGUUCAAUCAAAUGGUUGAAAGGAAUGUUAUGCCAAAUACAGUGACAUUCACUAUUUUGGUUGAUGGACUCUGCAAAGAAGGGAUGGUUUCAGAAGCUCGGUGUGUUUUUGAAAGGAUGACUGAAAAGGGUGUAGAACCAAAUGUUUACACUUACAAUGCUUUGAUGGAUGGAUACUGUUUAAGAAGCCAAAUGGAUGAGGCCCAAGAAUUGUUCAACAUCAUGGUUCGCAAGGGUUGCGCACCUAGUGUUCGAAGUUAUAACAUAUUGAUCAAGGGGCACUGUAAGAGUGGAAGAAUUGAUGAGGCAAAAGGACUCCUUGCUGAAAUGUCUCAUAAAGCAUUGACUCCGGAUACUGUCACUUAUAACACUCUUAUGAAAGGUUUUUGCCAUGCAGGGAGACUUCAGGAUGCACAGAAGCUUUUUAAGGAGAUGUGUUCGUAUGGCCUGCUUCCGGAUUUGAUAACUUACUCGAUUGUGCUAGAUGGCUUAUGCAAACAUGGCCUUUUGGAUGAGGCAUUUAAAGUGCUCAAGGCAAUGCAGGAGAGAAGGAUAGAACCUGAUAUUUUCAUUUAUACUAUCCUUCUUCGAGGAAUGUGCAAUUUUGGCAAGCUUGAAGCUGCAAGGGAACUGUUCUCCAAUCUUCUUGUUAAAGGAAUACAACCUGAUGUGGUUACAUAUAAUGUCAUGAUCAGUGGACUUUUGAAAGAAGGACUAUCAACUGAAGCAUGUGAGUUGUUUAGAAAGAUGGCAGUUGAUGGCUGCUUGCUGAAUAGUUGCACUCACAACCUUAUAAUCCAAGGAUUUCUUCGAAACGGUGACACAUCAAAUGCAGUACAACUAAUCGAAGAGAUGGCAGGUAGAGGGCUCUCUGCAGAUUCAUCUACAUUUCAGAUGUUAUUGGAUCUGGAAUCUUAUGAUGGAAUCAUAAGACGGUUUCUACAUGGAAACUCUCAAGGUAGAAAAAUGAAGUGAAAUUUUCCUAUCAAGUGCAGUUUCCAUGUAUUGGCUUUCUUCAAAAUAGUUAGUUUUUUGUACCCCUUCAAGUUACUGCACUCAUAUUUUCAGCUUUGAUGAGUGAUUUCUCAAAUACGAAUAGAUGAUCCAUUAAUUGUUUAUA